UUUCGAUUUUAGCGUCGCCUCGAGACUAGCAGUGAAGAUAUCGAGGAAGGAGAAAAUGUCAAGCUAGCUAAUCGGAUCUCGUUUCUGGCGGGAAGAUACUGAAACUCUGAAAUUGGAUUCCUCGUGAAAGUUAUAUCUAUGGCUACCGUUGCUUCUAAGCUCUAUUCAGACGAUGGAAGUCUUCUAGUGUUGUUGCUUGAUACGAAUCCCUUGUUCUGGAGCAAUACGUCGACGACAUUCUCUCAGUUCCUCUCUCAUGUGCUUGCGUUUCUGAACGCGGUUUUGGGGUUGAAUCAACUGAACCAAGUUGUAGUGAUAGCUACUGGGUACUGUUCGUGUGAUUACAUUUACGAUUCGUCUUUGACAUUGAGUGGGAACUCCGAGAGUGGUAGAACUGGAAUGCCUGCUCUUUUUGCUUCUUUCCUUGAGAAGUUGGAAGAUUUUAUUGUUAAAGAUGAGGAGCUUAUCAAGGAGCAGGAGCAUGAUGAGAGGAUAGCUUCUUCUCUCUUGUCAGGAUCACUCUCUAUGGCUCUUUGCUAUAUACAGAGGGUUUUCCGUUCUGGACAUCUUCAUCCCCAGCCUCGGAUUUUAUGCUUGCAAGGCUCCCCUGAUGGCCCGGAACAAUAUGUAGCGGUUAUGAACUCUAUCUUCUCAGCACAACGCUUAAUGGUACCCAUUGAUUCCUGUUACAUAGGUACACAGAACUCGGCAUUUUUGCAGCAGGCAUCUUACAUAACCGGCGGUGUACAUCAUGCACCUAAACAGUUGGAUGGGCUGUUUCAGUUUCUAACGACGAUCUUUGCCACUGAUUUGCACACCCGCAGCUUUGUACAACUUCCAAAACCCGUUGGCGUUGAUUUUCGAGCAUCGUGUUUUUGCCACAAGAAGACUAUCGAUAUGGGGUAUGUAUGUUCGGUAUGUCUGUCCAUUUUCUGUGAGCAUCACAAGAAAUGUUCAACGUGCGGGUCUGUUUUUGGUCAGUCUAAGCUUGAUGGUGCUUCGACUGUCAGUGAAAAGAAGAGAAAAGCUCCUGAUUCUUAAAAUCCAUCUUUUACGCUGGAGACACUGCAAUCUUUCUCAGUAGUAUUCAAGCAUUGUAGUCUUUGCGUUGAAUUACAAGAAUCUAUGAACGAACGACAACACCAAAUUGAAAAUCAACUAAAUUACAGUUUUGAUCAAACGCUUUUUUAA
Molecule: messenger RNA, 1191 nt
Organism: Brassica oleracea var. oleracea
Lineage: Eukaryota; Viridiplantae; Streptophyta; Magnoliopsida; Brassicales; Brassicaceae
Product: general transcription factor IIH subunit 3
Exons: 11
Coding region: 139-1041 (300 amino acids)
Biological process (GO): regulation of DNA-templated transcription; nucleotide-excision repair
Cellular component (GO): transcription factor TFIIH core complex; transcription factor TFIIH holo complex
Source: RefSeq, a predicted model, not a curated record